AUGUCUUCGGCAUCCAUAAUGGCAGAGUCCACUAGCACCGGUAGCAAUUCAGGCUACUUGGACGAUCAUGACCCACAGGCAGCUACUCCCUUUUCCGCAACAUCGGCCGGUGCGGUCCUGAGCGCUCUCCGACAAAAGACUUCCCCCAUCUGGCUGCAUUGUCGGCUAGCAGAUGGCAAGACUGUUCCCGGGGCAUGGGUGGAUUCCGAUGGCUCGCGUUGGUGGCAUUGCCAGCCUUGCUUUGAAAAGAAGAAAGCCAAACGCUACAAAUACUCGGGCGGGUCGUCCACCAUCAUCAACCACUUGCGCAAGGAGCAUAACAUCAUGAUUUGCGGCAAGCAUGAGGCCAGCAGGGAGGUAACAAAACAAAGGCUUGGAAACAUUGCCUCUUUCCUCUCUGGAGGAGCCUUCCAUCCCAGUAAGAAACGAAAGGCGACCUCGGAGGAAGAUGAGCUGGACCCAGACACCCUGCGUGAGCUCUUCUGCCGCUACACGGUAGCGUGCAGUCUACCCUUUGCUCAUAUCGAGCAGCCAGCAUUUCGCGACUUGAUACGUUACAUACGACCAGCCGCGGACGACCUUCUGCCAAGGUCGGCUGGCACCAUCAAAACGGACCUGAAGCAGGGCUACGAUUGCAAGCAGGAGCUUGUCAAGCGAGCGUUGCAAAACUCGCUCUCAUCAAUCCACGUUGUGCCGGACAAUUGGACGUCGCCAAACAGCUUAGGCGUAAUAGGCUUCACGGUUCAGUUUGUAACUGAAGAUCACGGCCUUCAAUCGCUCGUGGUGGGAAUAAAAGAGCUAGGUGGGCAGCACAGCGGCGAGAAUAUGGCCGAGGCUAUCAUGGAGUUCAUACGAGAAUUCGGAAUCGCUUCCAAAGUUGGAUACUUCGUGAUGGACAAUGCUAGCAACAUGAACACCAUGAUCGACCAGAUUUCUGACGACCUAGAGCGAGAGUUUAGUGUGUACUAUGAUCCUUUGCCCCAUAGGCUUCGUUGCUUGGGUCACGUUAUCAACUUGGCCGUCAUGGAGUUCCUCAUAGGGAAGAGGCCAUUAACGACUGGUGCAUAUUUCGGACCGUCCACUGAGCAAAUUGAGCAAUGGCGAAAGCGUGGAGCGAUAGGCAAACUGCAUAACAUUGUGACGUACGUCACAUGGACGCCGCAGCGACUUUGCGCGUUCACAAAUCUUACAGACGGCCUGAGGCUGCGCCGAGACAAUGAUACACGCUGGAACUCUUGGUAUAAGAUGGUUGAAACGGCCCUGCGACCCAAGGCUCGUCAGGCGAUAACGAUUUUCUGUGCGCAGGAACCAGCUCUGCAAGAGGAUGCCCUCACUGCCUCUGAUUGGGUAGUCUUGUCGGAGACUUACGAGUUUCUCGAGCCGUUUUACGACGCUACGAUGGCCAACGAAGGAACAACCGCGUCGUCCAUCGCCGACGUCUUGCCCACAAUGGAUUAUCUACUCCACCAUAUCGAAGAUGCCAGAGCAAAGACUACUAUUCCUCACUUGGCCACGAUGAUGGAGACUGCUUGGGCCAAGCUAGCUGACUACUAUGAGCUGACGGAAGAUUCUCCGGUGUACUCGGCGGCGACAGUGCUGAAUCCUUCUCUCAAGUGGGCAUAUAUGGAGAGGACGUGGCGGGAGAAGGAGGAGUGGGUUGAGAGAGCUAAAGCUCGGGUGGGACAGCUGUGGAGGGAGGCUUACAAGUCGACGACGUCCUGUCCUGCUCUUCGGCAAGAUCACGCCCAAGAGCCGAUGCCGGCGCGACCAAACGGAUACAAAAUGUGGAUGAAGGAGCAAAAGGCGACGAUUUUUAACAUGGACGAUGAUGAGUACGAAGUGUACUGCCGAGAGCCGGUUUUGAUGACAUCAGAUCCUUUACGUUGGUGGCUGGAUGCCGCUCAACGACGCAGAUUUCCGAAUCUUUCUUUGAUGGCCAUUGACAUUUUGUCAAUCCCGCCGAUGUCUGCGGAGACGGAACGGCUAUUCUCAAAGUCUAAAGCCACGAUUACAGACCAAAGAGGUUCUCUAAAUACCGAAACUUUAAAUCUCUUGGAAUGCUUACGAUCCUGGGACAAAAGCGCGCUCAUAGUCCCGUCCGAGUGCUGCUACGUCGGUCUGCCGGUACCGUGCGACGCGGCCGAUGAAACUGGCCUGGGAAGUGACGAUGAGAUAUAG
Beauveria bassiana ARSEF 2860 is the source of this 2178-nucleotide messenger RNA. Its product is annotated as putative transposase. The record is from RefSeq and is a predicted model, not a curated record. Bases 1 to 2178 code for a protein of 725 amino acids. Lineage: Eukaryota; Fungi; Ascomycota; Sordariomycetes; Hypocreales; Cordycipitaceae. The transcript has 2 exons. Gene Ontology annotation, molecular function: protein dimerization activity.